Molecule: messenger RNA, 1257 nt
Organism: Aspergillus chevalieri
Lineage: Eukaryota; Fungi; Ascomycota; Eurotiomycetes; Eurotiales; Aspergillaceae
Exons: 5
Coding region: 1-1257 (418 amino acids)
Biological process (GO): glycolipid biosynthetic process
Cellular component (GO): plasma membrane; lipid droplet; mitochondrion
Source: RefSeq, a predicted model, not a curated record
AUGAAGAAGAACAUGGCUGCUACCAGGGAAUACGAUAUUGUGCUUCUGGGCCCUACCGGGUACACCGGUAAGCUCUGUGCGGAGCAUAUCGUUCAGAGCCUCCCUACCAACCUCAAAUGGGCUUUGGCUGGCCGGAACUUGUCCAAGGUCGAGGGUGUCGCAAAGGAGCUGAAGGAGUUGAACCCUGACCGCGUGGAUCCUGCGAUCAUUGCCGUCCAGCUCAACCGCGAGGAACUGCAGCCUCUUGCGCAGAAGACCAGACUCGUUAUCAACUGUGUGGGACCUUACCACCUCUAUUCGACCCCAGUAGUUGAGGCUUGUGCGUCCAAUGGGACUCACUACGUUGAUGCUACGGGAGAAACCCCAUGGGUGAAGUCUAUUAUCGAAAAGUAUCAUGAAACGGCCAAAUCGAAUGGCGCUAUUGUCAUCCCGUCUGUUGGAAUCGAAAGUGCACCUGCAGAUAUCUUGACCUGGUCUGCUGUUAAGACUGUCCGUGAGAAGCUCUCUUGCCAGCCCAGAGAAGUGGUCAGCGCUAUUGAAGAGAUGAAAACAUCCGGAGCUAGCGGUGGCACUCUCAACACUAUUUUAACCAUUGUUGAAUCUCUUCCCGCCUCCGAUCUGAUGAAAAUCGCAGACCCCUACACUCUUGCCGCUUCUAAACCACCACGCAAAAUCCCCAGCGAACCGCUUCUUUCCAGAAUGCUGGGCAUACGCUCCGUGCGCGAUCUUGGCACGCUCACCACCUGCCCCUCCGGAACAGCAGACGUGAGCAUCAUCCACCGCAGCAGCACCCUCAUACCCGAAUUUUACGGACCAAGCUUCUUUUCCCGCCAAUUCCUGCGCGUGCGAAACGCAUUCGUCGCCGCUGCCGUUCACCUAGCCUUCGUGGCCGGAAUUGCCCUUAUCCUCCUCUCUCCGGUCCGGAAACUGCUGAAACGCUACAUCUACGCCCCCGGAAACGGCCCCACCAAGGAGGACUCUGUCAACGAUCGCGUUGAGUACCGCGCCAUCGCAACGGCAGACCAAGACGUCCCGUCUCCGCAGCGGGUGUUUGGCAAGUUGACCUACGAUGGAUCGAUGUAUUUCUUCACCGGACUUCUCAUGGCUGAGGCGGCGAUGACAAUUUUGGACAAUGAGGAGAAGGUGAAGAAGGUCUCUCGUGGUGGUAUUGUGACACCGGCUACUCUGGGACAGGAGUUUGUGGAUCGGCUGGAGAAGGUGGGAUGUCGGAUUGAGACGCAGGUUUUUGACAACUGA